This is a messenger RNA of Microthlaspi erraticum, 774 nucleotides long. NCBI's taxonomy places the organism in Eukaryota, Viridiplantae, Streptophyta, Magnoliopsida, Brassicales, Brassicaceae. The record is from the annotation of a GenBank genome assembly.
AUGUCGACAGGACUAAGAUUGGAUGGCAAGAUCGUAAUUAUAACAGGCGGAGCAAGCGGGAUUGGAGCGGAAGCCGCAAGGUUGUUCACGAGCCAUGGAGCUAAGGUGGUCAUCGUUGACGUGCAAGAAGAGCUCGGCCAAAACGUCGCCGUUUCCAUCGGGGAAGACAAAGCCAGUUUCUACCGUUGCGAUAUAACGAAGGAGACGGAAGUAGAGAACGCCGUCAAGUUCACCGUCGAAAAGCACGGAAAGCUAGACGUUCUGUUCAGCAACGCCGGCGUCCUCGAAACGGUGCAAGGAAUCCUCGAUAUAGAUCUUGAGGAGCUUGAUCGAACCAUGGCUAUUAACGUUCGCGGCGCGGCUGCGUUUAUCAAACACGCGGCGCGUGAGAUGGUUGCUAGUGGGACACGUGGCUCCAUCGUGUGUACGACGAGCAUCGCUGCGGAGAUCGGCGGUCCGGAGUUUCCCGGUUACACGGCGUCGAAGCACGCGCUUCUCGGGCUGGUUAGGUCGGCGUGUGGCGGGUUGGGGAAAUACGGGAUUAGAGUGAACGGCGUGGCACCGUACGCGGUUUCGACGGGGUUGACGAGCAAGGACGAAGAAGCGGCGAAGCUGUUGGAGGAUCAUUACGCUGACAAAGCGAAUCUUAAGGGUGUGGUGCUUAAAGCUCACCACGUGGCACAAGCGGCUCUGUUUUUGGCUUCUGAUGAUUCGGUUUAUAUUAGUGGUCAGAAUUUGGCAGUCGACGGAGGUUUUACCGUUGUUAGGCCAUAG